Messenger RNA from Coprinopsis cinerea okayama7#130, 1263 nucleotides. RefSeq names its product sulphite efflux pump protein. The record is from RefSeq and is a predicted model, not a curated record. The transcript has 5 exons. Gene Ontology annotation, cellular component: plasma membrane. Gene Ontology annotation, molecular function: sulfite transmembrane transporter activity. Gene Ontology annotation, biological process: sulfite transmembrane transport; transmembrane transport. Bases 1 to 1263 code for a protein of 420 amino acids. Lineage: Eukaryota; Fungi; Basidiomycota; Agaricomycetes; Agaricales; Psathyrellaceae.
AUGUUGGCGUCUAGACAUCCUUGGAUCGAGAGGGCCACCAAUUUGGCUGGCUUGUUGACUAGAAUUGCCAAUCCAGUCCUAUUCGCUGUCAUCAUGGGUACCGGUGCCGUCAGUAUACUCUUCGAGGUCUUCCCCUACGGACGAGGGUCUCGAGGCAUGAUGAUUGUCAGCCUGGCAUUCUUCUUUCUCAACCUGAUACUCUGCUGCAUAUUCUUCUCCUUCUCCGUUGCGAAAUACGUCGUAUACCCCGACCGAUGGUCUGCCCUCAUCCGCAACCCCAUCACAAGCCUGUACUUGGGGUGUUUUCCUAUGGGGUUGACGACCCUGAUCAACGUCGGUGUGGAUGUAAUUAACAUCUACUUUGCAUUCGGUGGUCGGACCUUCCUUUACACCCUCUGGGGGUUCUGGUGGGUCGUCGUGGCCAUUUCAGUUGUUUGUUGCUGGGUGGGCGUACACAUGAUGUUCAUAAAGCAAAAUCCCCCGUUCAACAAGAUGACCGCUAUGUGGCUCUUACCGGUGGUGACGCUAAUUGUCGCGGCCUCGUCGGGCGGCGUCCUCGCUCAAGCACUGCAAACAUACUCCCAUUACCACGCUCUCCUUACAGUGGUCUUCUCUAUCUUCAUCGUCACCGUCGGUUUAACCCUGGCUUUCAUGAUCCUGACAAUUUAUCUCGCCAGACUAAUCAUCCACGGCCUUCCUCCCGGCGUCACCGUACUCUCCGUGUUCCUUCCACUCGGUCCUACAGGACAGUCAGGGUUUGCCUUUUAUCUCAUCGGGGCAAAUUUCAGAACACUGGUACCUUACGAACACGCGGGAAAGUCCGUCCUCCUUUCAUCCCCCAUGGUCGGCGAAUUCCUUUACACGAUGUGCGUCUCUGCUGCCUUCCUCCUGUGGUCCCUAGCGACAAUGUGGAUGCUUUAUGCGCUGCUCGCCCUUCACGCGACCGUGUUGAGAAAUCCAGUUGGAUUUAGGAUGUCAUUCUGGGGCCUUGUCUUCCCGAAUGGUGUCUACGCCAAUUUAACGAUUGCCUUGAGUGUGGCGUUUGACUCGACAGGCCUACGGAUAUACGGUGCUGCCUACGCAAUUGUCGUCAUCUGUGUAUGGCUUUCCAUCGCAGUUCGAUCCCUGAUCGCUUUCAAGCGAUUAGCAAACGAAGCGUGCCUCCCUGUAAUGGAGAGCAAAGCGGCGAUGAGUCCCGAGCAAAACAUGAACGCCAGAAGACUUCAGGAAAACAGUUUUCACGGGCCCUAUCAUAACUCCUAG